Penicillium brasilianum is the source of this 1456-nucleotide messenger RNA. NCBI's taxonomy places the organism in Eukaryota, Fungi, Ascomycota, Eurotiomycetes, Eurotiales, Aspergillaceae. The record is from the annotation of a GenBank genome assembly.
AAAAAAGUCGGUCAUCUCUUUCGCGCACUAUUGUUCACAAAAUAUGCCAUAUGUCUGAGUUAUGCCUAAAAAUUGUCAUGUCCCCUGUGCAUGUCGGAAGUCUUGGCCCCCCAAGGCAACAAGACAUGUCCCGGGCAAUCCACACCUGGCACCUCCCCGAUUCUCUUCCUCUCCGGUCGCUUCUUCUUCUUCUCCCCUGUUUUUCGAUCUGAACCUCUCGUGUUGAUUGAAACAAUCUGCACAUUUUAUCCUCCAGUGCUGAAAAACUUGUCUUCCUCCCACAAUCUGCGCUUGAGUCCACCAUGGCGAGCGAGUUCCAGUCCGCCAUGACCAUCCGGUCGCUCCGCAUACUCAAGAAUGAACUGGAGUUUCUCGCCGACUCAAAUGUCAUCAAGCCCGACCAGCUCAAUGCGAUUCUCGCACAACUGCCCACCGAGACCGAUGCUCGCACCGCGGCCGCACGUCAGAACCAAACACCCCCUUCACCAUUGCAGAUUCAACCCCUGCCUCAACCCGUUCAAGCGCAACCUCCUCCGGCCCCAUAUUCACCCCCAUCGACACAGAACUCCAAUCUCCCCUUGAAUGAAAAGACCCCGGUGUACAACCAAUACGCCUCCCCACCUCCGCAGGCACCGCCCGCAUACCCUCAGGCUGCGCCACCAUCGUUGGGUUACGCUACUGCGAUGUGGGCAUACACUCCAACGGAUGAAGGCGAUCUCGCGCUGGUGCAGAAUGACCGCAUUUUGGUUCUCGAGCACAUGAAUGUUGACUGGUGGCGUGGUCGCAACGAGCGUACCGGCUUGGAGGGUAUCUUCCCGAAGAGCUAUGUCAAGGCGGUUGAUGAGAAGGCAGGCAUCUAUACGCCGCCCCCAUCGAACAACUAUGGGAAUAUGCCUUUGGCUGUUAGCCAGGGCGGAUCUAACCCGCCUACCAAUGAUCCGGAGCAGAAGAGCAAGUUUGAGCAGAAUGGCAAGAAGUUUGGCAAGAAAUUGGGUAACGCUGCAAUUUUUGGUGCCGGUGCUACUGUCGGCUCCAACAUCGUGAACAGUAUCUUCUAAACAGCAUAUAUAUCUCGCUUAUAUUGUGUGGACUCGAGAUACCUUGUUUGGCCCCUCAUUGUUUCUUUUUUAUCAUUGGAAUGGCGUUGGUGGAAUUCAUUUUUCCCUGGAUGGAUUGCUUGUAGCUUAGAUGAAGCUCCUUUAUUAGCUGAUUAUCUGCGAUAGCACAAUCCCCAUGGCCAUAUGGACUCGCAUAUUGUUUUCUAUUCGUCAAAGACCCGGUAAUCAAGAGAGGCGCGGCCCAAAUGCUCCGUGGGUACCAUCUUUCCGAAACGUAGAUUCAGCUCGAUUUUCAUCCAUCAUCUCAAAAAUCUCGGACAUUAUAUCUCUCGGUAUGUGUAUGCAUGACCGGGCAUACAUUCCAAAGUGUCGAAUUGCUCCUAUAGCCCUACCACGUC